Molecule: messenger RNA, 228 nt
Organism: Closterium sp. Naga37s-1
Lineage: Eukaryota; Viridiplantae; Streptophyta; Zygnematophyceae; Desmidiales; Closteriaceae
Source: the annotation of a GenBank genome assembly
UGAUUCCCACGGUUCUAGACAUAGUGGUCAACGUCCCGGGAGGAAAGCAGAUCUUGCUUAAGGGAAUAUCAACAGACCGCAUAUGGGACGUUCGACGGCUCCUGGCCGUACACGUGGACACAUGCCACUUCACCAACUUCUCCCUCGCACACGAGGUCCGCGGUCCUCAUCUGCGUGACUCCGCGGAUGUGGUAGCACUGAAGCCUUGCGUCCUUGACCUUGUUCAAG